Penicillium angulare is the source of this 336-nucleotide messenger RNA. Its product is annotated as thioredoxin family protein. The transcript is spliced from 2 exons. Bases 1 to 336 code for a protein of 111 amino acids. Lineage: Eukaryota; Fungi; Ascomycota; Eurotiomycetes; Eurotiales; Aspergillaceae. Gene Ontology annotation, molecular function: protein-disulfide reductase activity. The record is from RefSeq and is a predicted model, not a curated record.
AUGGGCGGUGGCAACGUUAUCGAAAUCACCUCCGCCGCGGAGUGGCAGGAGAAGAUCGAGAACUCCAAGGACCUCAUCCUUGUUGACUUCUUCGCUGAUUGGUGUGGUCCUUGCAAGGCCAUCGCCCCCGUUAUCGAGAAGCUGAGCCUCCAACACGAAAACAUCAAGUUCUACCAGGUCGACGUUGACAAGCUCAACGAUGUUGCCGCUGACAACGGCAUCUCUGCUAUGCCUACCUUCCUUUUCUUCAAGGACGGUAAGAAGCUCGAGGAUAAGUCUGUCCGUGGUGCCAACGGCGCUGCUAUCAUGACUGGUGUCCAGGCUCUGCUGGAGUAA